Messenger RNA from Habropoda laboriosa, 2499 nucleotides. RefSeq names its product soluble guanylate cyclase 88E (gene Gyc88E). Bases 1 to 2499 code for a protein of 832 amino acids. Gene Ontology annotation, biological process: nitric oxide-cGMP-mediated signaling; cGMP biosynthetic process; response to oxygen levels. NCBI's taxonomy places the organism in Eukaryota, Metazoa, Arthropoda, Insecta, Hymenoptera, Apidae. The record is from RefSeq and is a predicted model, not a curated record. The transcript has 12 exons. Gene Ontology annotation, molecular function: heme binding; guanylate cyclase activity; oxygen sensor activity. Gene Ontology annotation, cellular component: guanylate cyclase complex, soluble.
AUGUACGGCCUAAUUCUGGAAAAUAUGUCGGAGUACAUACGACAGGUGUAUGGGGAAGAUAGAUGGGAAGAGAUCCGGCGACAAGCAUCCGUAGAUCAGCCUAGUUUCAGUGUUCAUCAGGUUUAUCCUGAGAGCCUUAUACCCAGAUUAGCGAAGAAAGCUAUUCAGGUACUUGGCAUAACGGAAAAAGAAUUUUUCGAUCAGAUGGGUGUACACUUCGUAGGAUUCGUUGGCCAGUACGGUUAUGAUCGUGUGCUUUCAGUACUUGGACGUCAUGUAAGAGAUUUCCUUAAUGGAUUGGACAAUUUACACGAAUAUCUCAAAUUCUCCUAUCCAAGGAUGAGAGCUCCUUCCUUUAUUUGUGAAAAUGAGACUCGACAAGGCCUAACCCUCCAUUACAGGAGCAAACGACGCGGAUUCGUAUAUUACACGAUGGGCCAGAUAAGAGAGGUUGCUCGUCAUUUUUAUCACAAAGAAUUACAGAUCGAGUUGGUGCGUGAGGAGGUUCUUUUCGACACGGUACACGUCACCUUUCAGCUCACAUUCGAUAACAGGGCUUUCACGCAAGCUUCACUGGCAAUGACACGUGAGGAGAAGCAUUUGCCGAUAGGAGCUUCUGUCUUGUUUGAAAUAUUCCCAUUUUGCAUCGUUUUCGGAUCAGACAUGAUUGUAAGGAGCAUUGGAAAUUCCCUUAUGGUAAUAUUACCCGAUCUAGUUGGUAAAAAAAUAACAAAUUUUUUCGAUCUUGUUAGACCACUCAUUGCAUUUAAGUUUCAUUCGAUUUUAAACAGAACCAACAAUAUUUUUGAGCUGGUAACUGUGGAACCAAUUCUUACAGAACGACCACCGGACCGACAUAAAAAUGAAAUUUUAUUGAACGAUGAAUUUGACUCCAUAGAUGACAGAACUUUGAGAUUGAAAGGUCAAAUGAUAUACAUGGAUAACUGGAGGAUGAUGAUGUAUCUUGGUACUCCUGUAAUGCCAGAUUUGAAUGCCUUGAUCGCAACAGGUCUCUACAUAAAUGAUUUAUCCAUGCAUGAUUUUAGCAGAGAUUUGAUGCUUGCUGGUACACAACAAUCAGUAGAACUGAAAUUAGCCUUAGACCAGGAACAAUUGAAAAGCAAAAAAUUAGAGGAAUCAAUGCGAAAACUGGACGAAGAAAUGAAACGUACAGAUGAAUUAUUAUAUCAGAUGAUACCGAAACAAGUAGCAGAUCGUCUCAGGAACGGAGAGAGCCCAAUAGACACAUGCGAGAUGUUCGACAGCGUUUCAAUUUUAUUCUCGGACGUAGUAACAUUUACAGAGAUCUGCAGCAGAAUCACACCGAUGGAAGUAGUGUCCAUGUUAAAUGCGAUGUAUUCCCUUUUUGACACAUUAACGGAAAGGAACCGGGUGUAUAAGGUUGAAACAAUUGGAGACGCCUAUAUGGUAGUUUCUGGUGCUCCGGUGAAGGAAAAUGAUCAUGCAGAUCGUGUCUGUGAUAUGGCGCUCGACAUGGUUGAAGCGAUAACAGACCUAAAGGAUCGUUCCACCGGCUUUCAUCUUCAAAUACGAGUCGGAAUUCACAGUGGGGCUGUGGUAGCUGGUAUAGUGGGCUUAAAAAUGCCACGAUAUUGCUUAUUCGGUGAUUCAGUAAAUACAGCAUCUCGUAUGGAGGCGACUAGUCAAGCGAUGCAAAUACAUAUAUCACAAUCCACACGAGAAUUAUUAUCUCCCUCGUAUAAAGUUAAAGAACGAGGGGAGAUAGAAGUGAAGGGUAAAGGUACGAUGAAAACUUAUUGGUUAGAGAAAAGGGAGCACAGAUCAUCGUCAACGAAGGGAAUUACUAUUCAAGAACCACCCCAAUGGCAUACAAGAAAUACCGAGAAAAGGGUUUCAGCAGGGACGCCUGCUGGUUUCACAGCAACGUCUAUGUUUGAAAAUCAAAAGUGUUUGGAUACGUCUUCUAGGAGAGGUUCCAAGAUAGCUUCCCCGACACCUCCAGAUUCAUUGUUUUUCACUGAAGAAAGACGAAUUUAUUCGCCUAUUACAUUUCAAGACGUUGCUCGAAGAUCAGUUGCGAAUUCACCGACGAAAAAUAACGAUACAAGAGAAUGCAGAUCGAACUCAAUGGGGGCAGUGAUCACUAGAAACUCGGAGAUGUUCAGCUCCCUCUUAAGCGACACAGAGGAACACUUAAGACAGCAUAGAGACAGUCUAUCGCCUCGUGCGGAGAAUCGCUCAGCCGGCAUACACCUAAAACCGGAAGUGAACGUGAACGCGAAUUCUAGCUCUUCAUCGGAAGAAUACCACGAGGAGAAAGCCUCGUUGGUUAAUUUGAACACCAUGAAGCGAGACAAGAACGACCAUUGCGAGAAAGGCAAAGAAUAUUACUCAACGUUUCACAACGACAUCAGCAAUUCGCAGUCGUUGACACAACAGGAUCAGUGUUGUCCUGGCUUCACUAUGACGAAAAGUGGCAAAGCUCGCAAUCAGAAUAACACAUGUAGUAUUGCUUAA